UUGAACUAUGACCAAAAGCUAAGCUAAAUAACGGGAAAGCUAGCUGUUUUGCUCGGGGUGUUUUAGCGAUGCGCACAUAAUGUUGUACACAUGUGCUCUGUAGGAGGGGUUUUGCCGUGAAAUGCGACACAACCGACAUCUGUUUGAGCGAGUAACGACAACAUUAUCACAACCACAACAAUGCACUUGUCCUUAGCUCGCUUCACCAAGCCUGUUCUGUACGGAUACUUCAGAAGCUCCUGCUCCUGGAGGGUUCGCAUUGCUUUUGCUCUUAAAGGUAUCGAGUAUGACCAGGUUCCGGUCAAUCUAAUCAAAGAUGGAGGUCAGCAGCUCACACAAGAGUACAAGACAGUAAAUCCCAUGCGACAAGUGCCUGCAGUUGAAAUUGAUGGCGUCACCCUCUCUCAGUCACUGGCAGUAAUCCAGUACAUUGAUGAGACAAGGCCAGGGCCUCGGCUUCUUCCAGCGGACCCAAAGAAACGUGCCCAGGUCCGGAUGAUAAGUGAUCUCAUUGCCUCGGGGAUACAACCUCUGCAGAAUUUAUACGUGAUUCAGAAAAUAGGAGCAGAAAAGGCACAGUGGUCUCAGCACUUCAUCGAUCGUGGCUUUCAAGCUCUUGAGCCCAUUCUGAAGCAAACAGCAGGGAAAUACUGUGUAGGUGAUGAGAUAUCGAUGGCAGACAUCUGUCUGGUCCCACAAGUCUACAAUGCAGAGAGGUUCAAAGUGGAUGUCGAGCAGUAUCCGACUAUCAAAAGGUUAAAUCAAGCCUUACUUGAGAUUGACGCUUUCAAAGUGAGCCACCCGUCUCACCAACCUGACACACCUGCUGAUCUGCGUGCAUAGAAUUACAACUCAGCAGCUCUACAGGCCGUUGAAUAAAGUGCUGUGAAAAUGA
Scatophagus argus is the source of this 895-nucleotide messenger RNA. It is a transcript of the gene gstz1, whose product is annotated as glutathione S-transferase zeta 1. Bases 181 to 843 code for a protein of 220 amino acids. Gene Ontology annotation, molecular function: maleylacetoacetate isomerase activity; glutathione transferase activity. The record is from RefSeq and is a predicted model, not a curated record. Gene Ontology annotation, cellular component: cytoplasm; mitochondrion. The transcript has 9 exons. Gene Ontology annotation, biological process: L-phenylalanine catabolic process; glutathione metabolic process. Lineage: Eukaryota; Metazoa; Chordata; Actinopteri; Scatophagidae.